Messenger RNA from Arachis ipaensis, 2441 nucleotides. RefSeq names its product heat shock protein 83. Lineage: Eukaryota; Viridiplantae; Streptophyta; Magnoliopsida; Fabales; Fabaceae. The record is from RefSeq and is a predicted model, not a curated record. Gene Ontology annotation, biological process: protein folding. Gene Ontology annotation, molecular function: ATP binding; ATP hydrolysis activity; ATP-dependent protein folding chaperone.
UCCCUCUUCUUCCUUAUUCGCCGAACACGCAAAACAACAACCAAUCUUCUCUGCGCUUCGCUAUUCUCAUUCUCUCCACGCUUCGCGCUCUAUCUUUCCCUGCAAUUUGCCAAUUUCAUUCGAGCUCGUUAACAAUGGCGGAUGUACAGAUGGCAGACGCUGAGACAUUCGCAUUCCAAGCGGAGAUCAACCAAUUGCUGAGCCUCAUCAUCAACACUUUCUACUCCAACAAGGAGAUCUUCCUUCGCGAACUCAUCAGCAACGCUUCCGACGCAUUGGAUAAGAUCCGAUUCGAGAGCUUAACCGAUAAGAGCAAGCUCGAUGCUCAGCCGGAGCUCUUCAUUCGUCUCGUCCCCGACAAGGCCAACAAGACUCUCUCAAUCAUCGAUAGCGGAAUUGGAAUGACCAAAGCAGAUUUGGUGAAUAAUUUGGGAACAAUAGCGAGGUCUGGGACGAAGGAGUUCAUGGAGGCGCUGCAGGCGGGUGCUGACGUCAGCAUGAUUGGACAAUUCGGUGUUGGGUUCUACUCUGCAUACUUGGUUGCCGAGAAGGUGAUUGUGACCACUAAGCAUAACGAUGAUGAGCAGUACAUUUGGGAAUCCCAGGCUGGUGGCUCAUUCACUGUGACCAGGGAUACCAGUGGGGAGCAACUCGGAAGAGGAACCAAAAUCACCCUCUUCCUCAAGGAGGAUCAGCUGGAGUACUUGGAGGAGAGGAGGAUUAAGGAUCUUGUGAAGAAGCACUCCGAAUUCAUUAGUUAUCCCAUUUAUCUUUGGACUGAGAAGACGACCGAGAAAGAGAUCAGUGAUGAUGAGGACGAUGAACCCAAGAAAGAGGAGGAAGGCGAUGUUGAGGAAGUUGAUGAAGAGAAGGAAAAGGACUCCAAGAAGAAGAAAAAGAUCAAGGAGGUUUCUCACGAAUGGCAACUCAUCAACAAGCAGAAACCAAUCUGGUUGCGCAAGCCGGAAGAGAUAACCAAGGAGGAAUAUGCAUCCUUCUACAAGAGCCUCACCAAUGAUUGGGAAGACCACUUAGCAGUGAAGCAUUUCUCAGUCGAAGGCCAGCUUGAAUUUAAGGCCAUUCUCUUUGUCCCCAAGAGAGCACCCUUUGAUCUGUUUGACACAAGGAAGAAGCCAAACAACAUCAAGCUUUAUGUCAGAAGGGUGUUCAUCAUGGACAACUGCGAGGAGAUCAUUCCAGAGUACCUUAGCUUUGUUAAGGGUGUUGUCGACUCCGAUGACUUGCCACUCAACAUCUCUCGUGAGACGUUGCAGCAGAACAAGAUCUUGAAGGUGAUCAGGAAGAACAUUGUGAAGAAGUGCAUUGAGAUGUUCAAUGAGAUUGCUGAGAAUAAGGAUGAUUACAACAAAUUCUAUGAGGCUUUCUCCAAGAAUCUCAAGUUGGGUAUCCACGAGGAUAGUCAAAACAGAGCCAAAUUGGCUGAUUUGCUCAGAUAUCACUCUACAAAGAGUGGAGAUGAGAUGACAAGUUUGAAGGACUAUGUUACUAGAAUGAAGGAGGGCCAGAAGGACAUUUACUACAUCACUGGAGAAAGCAAGAAAGCAGUGGAGAACUCACCCUUCCUGGAGAAGCUCAAGAGAAAGGGAUAUGAGGUGUUGUUCAUGGUGGAUGCCAUUGAUGAAUACGCUGUUGGACAAUUAAAGGAGUAUGAAGGCAAGAAACUGGUUUCAGCUACAAAGGAGGGAUUGAAGUUGGAUGAUGAGACAGAGGAAGAGAAAAAGAAGAAGGAAGAAAAGAAGAAGUCAUUUGAGGACCUCUGCAAAGUUAUCAAGGAUAUAUUGGGAGACAAAGUUGAGAAGGUUGUGGUUUCUGACAGGAUUGUUGAUUCACCUUGCUGUUUGGUUACUGGUGAGUAUGGUUGGACUGCAAACAUGGAGAGGAUUAUGAAGGCUCAGGCCUUGAGAGAUAACAGCAUGGCUGGCUACAUGUCUAGCAAGAAGACUAUGGAGAUCAACCCUGACAAUGGCAUUAUGGAAGAACUGAGGAAGAGGGCAGAAGCUGACAAGAAUGACAAGUCAGUAAAGGAUCUUGUGCUGCUUCUCUUUGAGACCGCUCUUUUGACUUCUGGUUUCAGCCUUGAUGAUCCAAACACCUUUGCUGCAAGAAUCCACAGGAUGUUGAAGCUGGGUUUGAGCAUCGAUGAGGAUGAAACUGGUGGGGACGAUGCUGACAUCCCAGCACUGGAAGAGGAUGGUGCCGAGGAAAGUAAGAUGGAAGAAGUCGAUUAAGUGCUAAAGGGUCUGUGAGUUAGGUUGAUAAUGGGUAUUGGAGUCUUAGUCGGUCAAAUUAUGUUUUGUUCCUGUGUUUGUGUUGUAAUCUUGUGAUGUGAAAAUGUGUUCCCAUGGAGUCUGCUAUUUUGUCAAAUUAAUAUAAUAUACAUCAAUGAAAAACAGAAAAAGCGGUUUUUCCUUCGGAAUAAA